AUGGCUGCAUAUCUGAGACACUACUGUUCUCAAAGCGAUUUACUGAGGUAAUUAAGGAAGGUCAUUGCCGUGAAAGAGAUGUCUCGAACGGAAAAUUUGGAUAAGAGCAGUUUAAGGACAGAGCCUUUAGGAACAUUAGCCUACUAACAUCUACUAUGUUUACUUUCGAAAGCUUAACAUUACAUACUCUUUUUUCAGUUUUAUCUCCGUCACCUAGUUUACCCAAGGAAAAAAUUCAGCUACAAUGCCUUCACAACUUCAUCUUUUUGAAAAUCGACUUAGACGACAUUCCUAACAUCAAGCCGUCUUCUCUACGUUUACGGCAGUUAUCGUGCGAGCCAUAUUAUGUUGCAAACAGUAGCGCUUUCUUUAGAGUACCUUUUCGAGGCUGCGGGACAACUCGCGGAACCCAGGGCAACUAUAUUUCUUUUUCAAAUACUGUGGAAAAUUCUGCGAGGUCAUUAAAUGAAUCACACGUGGUAGUAUCGAAUGGGCUCAAAUUACACGUUCCUUUCACGUGUUACUACCGUUCAAAGUACACCAUAACUGUACAGGAGACAGAGGGGGCUGAAACGAGAAAUCACAGUGCACGGAAACAAAAGAGUGAAGGUAAGGCACAGGAACACAACGAACUCAGAAUGACUGAUCUAAUUUCGUACCCAGAUCCUACCGUAUAA
Pocillopora meandrina is the source of this 677-nucleotide messenger RNA. Lineage: Eukaryota; Metazoa; Cnidaria; Anthozoa; Scleractinia; Pocilloporidae. The record is from the annotation of a GenBank genome assembly.